Spathaspora passalidarum NRRL Y-27907 is the source of this 2118-nucleotide messenger RNA. RefSeq lists its product as uncharacterized. The record is from RefSeq and is a predicted model, not a curated record. The coding region runs from base 1 to 2118 and encodes 705 amino acids. NCBI's taxonomy places the organism in Eukaryota, Fungi, Ascomycota, Pichiomycetes, Serinales, Debaryomycetaceae. The transcript has 2 exons. Gene Ontology annotation, molecular function: protein binding.
AUGGUGUUGCCCUCACUAUCACAUCCAAGCCUUCGAAUAGUCCAGGCAGAUGGACCUACUCCUUCGUUUAAUGUAAAGUCAACUAUUGUUCCAUGUAAGGGCACCGACUAUGUGUUUCUAUAUGGAGGUUUCGAUGAGCUGGAUGCGUUGGACAGCAACGUAUAUUUACUAAACCUCAAGACCAUGACGUGGGAGAUCGAUGAUAAGGUAGAAGGGUUAUACCGAGAGGGCCACCUGGCAAUAUAUAUCGGCAAUGGGAACAUCCUCAUCUUCGGUGGAUUGCCUUAUGAUGACGAGAUACCCACUACUGACACCAGAACAAGAGGCGCUCGAGCAAGAGGAGAGAUAUCCGAGAGUGCAUCAUUCAGAAAAGACAAUCUCAUGAUGAUCUAUAAUAUCUUUGACCGGAAAUGGAUUGGUCCUCCUGACUUUGCUCUUGAGAAUGCCCCUAGCUAUCGAUCAAGACAUGCAUGUUGUCUAUCAGCUGAUGGAUCAAAAUUAUAUAUUAGUGGUGGCCUAGUAAGAUCAGUUCCAUUGGACGACUUGUAUUGCUACGAUUUGAUUCUGGGCGUGUGGUCGGGGCCCAUCCAGUUUGUAUCUCGAUUUGAUCAUACCAUGAUGAUAUAUCAAGAUCGAAUUUUCUUAUUUGGGGGUUUAGAUAAGGAUAUGAAUAAUGUUAGAACAAUCACAUAUUAUUCUUUCAAGACUAGAACCAUAGGCGAAAUCAACAUUCUACAAAGAUUGGACUAUUUCCCAUUUGAUACGGGCGGAAACGAGAUUGAUUGUGAUAGAAUAUACCUCGAUUCAGGAAUAAAUCCAGCAUUAAGCUUGUUGGUAUGUUUACCCACAUGGGAUAACAAUGUUGGCGAUAUCAAUAUAUCUUAUUUUGAUCUUGAUGAUUUUGAAUCGCAGAAUUUAUUCAAUACCAACAAUUUGAUUGCAUAUUUUAAUAGAUUAGGAGAAACCCAUGAUAUUACCGAUUUCUUAUGGAAAACUGCGUGCAUUAACAGCGAAGGGAAGUUAUACCUCUUGGGAAAUAAACGAGAACACGAGAAACACCCCAGUAAUAUCACCAGUGACUUAACUCAUGACACUAUGGAGGAAUCAGAAGAUGAAGAAACUGGCGAGGUUGACGUUGACGACGAAUACGAUGAAAGUCGUCUUAACAAGUUACGAUGCAUCUUGGAAAUCAAUCUUUGCGAUUUCGGAAUACCUUCCUAUGAAUCAGUCAUGGCCAGAAAGCUUAGUCUUGGCAAUGGCGGCCUUGCCAAUUCCUUUCAUAAUUUAUUAGUUCAACAAGCAUACACUGACUUUGAAAUCAUUGCCCUUGCCCAUGAAGGCGAUCGAGGAAAGUAUCAAAAUGGUGCCAUGUCAAGCAUGAGUUCUAAGGACACCACCAGCUUCAAAGCCAUUCAAGUUCAUAAGUCUAUAUUACUUGCUCGCUGGCCUCAUUUUGUAAGACUAAUGUCUGUGGGGAUGACCGAAACCAUCGAGAACAAAAUGUUUAUUCCAGAACCAUUCCAUUGGAUCAAGGGGUUGAUUUACUACUUGUAUGUGGGAACAAUUGAGUUUGAUGCAAAGUUCAUGGGUGCAGACGGUGAAUUCAAUAUUGUUGAUUAUUCAGGAUUAUUAACCCUAGCUAAUCUUUAUGAAUUAUCCGAGUUGCGUACACUUGUAUUGAACCGAUUAUUUAAAAUGUUUGAAAGAUUCCAAUAUUAUGAAUUCCUGGAUGGUGACCCAGUAGCAAUUGCAAUUUUGUUGAAACUAUGGAAAGAUUUAUCGUACUCGGGUGAAUCGGUAUUUAUUAUCAAAGUAAUUGAUUUGAUAAAGAAGAGCUGGACAAGUAUUACGAGGUCUACCACAUUCCUAUCCAUGUCCAAAGAGGAAAUAGUGAAAUUAUGUCAAGAUUCUACUGAUGUUCACCAUCAUCAUACUCCUCCUAACGGUAACACCAGAAAGGCAGCAAUUGCAAUGAUUCCAAGCCCUCAACAAAGUACUUAUGAGCUUGAACAAGUUGCAGUUCCUGAUACACCUACAAGAAGUACAAAUUCUCCAUUCGUACUUGAUUCGCCAGUACGCCAGCCCAGCCUUUCUAGUUUGCCUCAGUUACCUGAGUAA